This is a messenger RNA of Nannospalax galili (Upper Galilee mountains blind mole rat), 1517 nucleotides long. It is a transcript of the gene Hmox1, whose product is annotated as heme oxygenase 1. Bases 131 to 1003 code for a protein of 290 amino acids. Lineage: Eukaryota; Metazoa; Chordata; Mammalia; Rodentia; Spalacidae. The transcript has 5 exons. The record is from RefSeq and is a predicted model, not a curated record. Gene Ontology annotation, molecular function: heme oxygenase (decyclizing) activity; heme binding. Gene Ontology annotation, biological process: response to oxidative stress; heme oxidation; heme catabolic process.
ACCCGGAGCUUAAAAGGCUGGCGGGGCAGCUCCCCGACACCCGCAGAGCAGAACCGGACACAGCCAGGCUUCUUCAGCCAGCCCGCAGCCCAGCACAAGCAGAGGCAGCCUGAGCUAGCCCAGCCCCGCGAUGGAGUGUCCACAGCCCACAAGCAUGUCCCAGGACUUGUCUGAGGCCUUGAAGGAGGCCACCAAGGAGGUGCAUACCCAGGCAGAGAAUGCUGAGUUCAUGAGGAACUUUCAGAAGGGCCAGGUGACCCGGGAAGGCUUUAAGCUGGUGAUGGCCUCCUUGUAUCAUGUCUACGUGGCCCUGGAGGAGGAGAUUGAGCGCAACAAGCAGAACCCAGUCUACGCGCCCCUCUACUUCCCUGAGGAGCUGCACCGCAAGGCUGCUCUGGAGCAGGACAUGGCCUUCUGGUACGGGCCCCGCUGGCAGAACACUAUCCCCUACACUUCAGCCACACAGCAUUACGCGAGGCGCCUCCACGAGGUGGGACACAAACAUCCUGAGCUGCUGGUGGCCCAUGCAUACACCCGUUACCUGGGAGACCUCUCCGGGGGCCAGGUCCUGAAGAAGAUUGCACAGAAGGCCCUGAACCUGCCCAGCUCCGGUGAGGGCCUGGCCUUCUUCACCUUCCCCAACAUCGAAAGCCCCACCAAGUUCAAGCAGCUCUACCGUGCACGCAUGAACACUCUGGAAAUGACACCGGAAGUCAAGCACAGGGUGAUAGAGGAGGCUAAGACUGCGUUUCUGCUCAACAUUGAGCUGUUUGAGGAGCUGCAGAGGCUGCUGACAAAGGAGCACCAGGAUCAGAGCCCUUCAGAGAUGGAGGGGCUUCGCCAGCGGGCUGGCAGCAGGGUGCAAGACCCCCCCACCCUUGCAGAGACACCCAGAGGGAAACUCCAGCUCAGCACUAACCUGUCCCAAGCACCCCUCCUCCGAUGGGUCCUCACGCUCAGCUUUCUGGUGGCAACAGUGGCUGUGGGGAUUUAUGCUAUGUGAAUGCAAAUGUGCUGACGCCCAGGGGCGGUGAACUGUGUCCAAUGAAGGGCCUUUUCUCUGGAGAGGGGACUUCACCUCUCUUCUCAUGGGCCAUGAAACUUUCGAGACUCCUAUCCUCUCCUUAUGCCCUUCUCUCUCCGGAAAUGGAGAGAGAUGUUUGGUGCGUGUUCAUCCACUGAAAGCACAUCAUGAACUUUCAAACCAGCAGCCCCAGUUCCUGCAGCAGAGCCCAGAAUCCAUGGCCAGCUUCGGUUGCUGUCCUGAGCCCCAGUGCCCUCGGUUGGCAGCAUCCAGUGUCAUGGCCUCCUUUAUAAUGUGCAGAGAUGUUCUGUAUUGUGUUUCUGUCUUAUUUUUGUCGUUACCGGUUCCACCCGAACGGUGGUAUUUUGUUGUGUUCUGUUUUUUUCUAACAGCGUUGGGUGUCUUUUGAGGGGUGGGGUGGGAGGUAUUUAACAGGACUUGUAGCCUUGGUUUCUAACUUCAGUGUGAAAUAAUAAAUGGCAUCAUCUGACAG